Annulohypoxylon maeteangense is the source of this 2156-nucleotide messenger RNA. RefSeq names its product putative MFS aflatoxin efflux pump. Bases 155 to 1987 code for a protein of 610 amino acids. Gene Ontology annotation, biological process: transmembrane transport. The transcript has 6 exons. The record is from RefSeq and is a predicted model, not a curated record. Gene Ontology annotation, molecular function: transmembrane transporter activity. NCBI's taxonomy places the organism in Eukaryota, Fungi, Ascomycota, Sordariomycetes, Xylariales, Hypoxylaceae.
AUUUCCUCUUUCAACACCUAACCACAUACUCGUAUAUAUAUAUUUAUAUAUAUCUAGUAUAUAUAUAUAUAUCUGGUAUAUCUAGUAUAUAUACCUUUAUCAGGCUUGAUUAUGUGUGUUGUUGGUGUUUGACUUAUCCAACUUCGUCGCAGCCAUGUUGUUUCGCCGGGAUAGAAAAGAUCAGCUUCCAGUGACCGUGAAUUCGGAUUCGGCCACGGCCACGAGCGACGUCCCAACCGAAAAGAUAGAAGAGGCAGGAGAAAAUACGAAUCCGGCCAACGAAGAUGUGUCUGAGGAGGAAGAGAUCGAAUAUCCUACUGGCGUUCGGCUCACCUUAGUUCUCGUCUCCGUCUUCGUUUCGAUGUUUCUCGUUGCCCUGGACCGACUGAUCAUCUCAACGGCGAUACCUGCUAUCACGGAUGAGUUCCACUCCCUACCCGACGUCGGAUGGUAUGGCUCGGCAUACCUACUGACUACUUGCGCCUUUCAACUCCUAUUUGGAAAGGUUUACACUUUUUUCCCCGUCAGAGCCACCUUCCUGGCGACUAUCUUCCUCUUCGAAGCUGGCUCUGCCGUAUGUGGCGCCGCACCAAAUUCGGUGGCGUUCAUCCUUGGACGCGCCAUUCAGGGGGUUGGGUCAGCAGGAAUAUUUGGCGGGAGCAUCAUCAGCAUUGUCUACUCUGUUCCUCUCCAUAAAAGGCCUCUCUAUCUAGGUUUCUUCGGCGCCGUCUUUGGUCUCGCCUCUGUUAUAGGUCCUCUCGUCGGCGGUGCGUUCACGUCAAAUGUCACCUGGCGCUGGUGCUUCUAUAUCAAUCUUCCCUUCGGGGGGAUUGCUAUGUUGGUGAUAGCCUUUCUACUCCACGUACCUGAUAGGAAGACGACCAAGAUCCCGACGAAGGCGAAGUUCGCUCAGCUAGACGCAAUUGGGACCACUCUGCUCAUCCCGGCUGUCGUUUGCCUUCUCCUCGCCCUACAGUGGGGAGGUUUGACGUAUGCGUGGAGUAAUGGUCGUAUAAUAGCCCUGUUGACCCUUGGGAUCGCGCUAUUCAUUGGUUUCACGGCUGUCCAAGUCAUGAUGCCGAAGACAGCAACCAUCCCCCCACGCAUUUUCAAUCAACGAUCUAUCCUUGCCGGAAACUGGGCUACCACCUGUAUCGGUGCUAGUAUGAUGAUAUUUGUAUACUUUCUACCUAUCUGGUUUCAAGCCAUCAAAGGAACCACGGCCGUCGAUUCCGGUAUCCGUCUGCUCCCUAUUACUCUUUCUAUGGUUGUUGCAUCGAUCACGAAUGGUAUAUUCGUCGCGAAGCUCGGAUAUUACACACCAUCUAUGAUCAUCGGCACAGCACUGAUGUCCGUGGGGGCUGGUCUCCUAACAACGCUACAACAGGACACGCCAACGGGAAAGUGGAUUGGUUAUCAGAUCCUCUUCGGGUUCGGAAUGGGCAUGUGUUUCCAAGCUCCAAACCUAGCAGCGCAGACUGUUCUUCCGACGAGGGAUGUUCCCAUUGGCACGUCUCUGGUCUUUUUCUGCCAGUUAUUAUCUGGUGCUAUUUUUCUUUCCGUCGGGCAAAACGUGCUUGACAACCAACUCCUCAGCCGGCUUUCUGGUCUUCCUGGAUUCGAGCCGUCCAUGAUCGAAGAGAGCGGCGCUACAACGCUGAGUUCAUCUCUCACAGCUGAACUCCUCCCCACAGUCCUAGUAGCAUAUAACGAAGCCUUGCGUCAAGUGUUUAGGCUUGGCUUAUGCUUGACAUGCCUCACCAUGUUAGGCUCAGUAUGCAUAGAAUGGAGAAGUGUAAAAGAGAAUAAGCCCAAAGGCCCAACCGUAGCGGACCCAGAGAGCGGUUUGGGAAUAGCGGAAGGGGAGAAGUUGGACUCCACGCAAGGGAUUAGGUCAGACGGAGAGACAUUAGCCGAGCAUACCGAAGAUCCAGUGAGCGAGGCCCCUAUCGCUAGUAGGUCUCCAACUGCUAAAAGCGACUCGUAGUAAAUGAGUUGUCUUGCUUCGUUGUUUAGAAAUCGUCUACCAGCUGGAACGUAGGAUAUAGCGGCGUGAUGUUAGUCUAUGAGGCUGUAAUGAUAGAUACUAGGUACUAAGCUAGACUACACUAGGAAUAUUCCUCUCAUAUAAAUACCGAACCGUACUAGGUACUCUA